Molecule: messenger RNA, 3320 nt
Organism: Monodelphis domestica (gray short-tailed opossum)
Lineage: Eukaryota; Metazoa; Chordata; Mammalia; Didelphimorphia; Didelphidae
Gene: CHRNA2
Product: cholinergic receptor nicotinic alpha 2 subunit
Biological process (GO): monoatomic ion transmembrane transport
Cellular component (GO): postsynaptic membrane
Molecular function (GO): transmembrane signaling receptor activity; acetylcholine-gated monoatomic cation-selective channel activity
Source: RefSeq, a predicted model, not a curated record
AUGGAUCACCUCACUUUUAGAUUUCCAUCCAUUGGGAAACUUGUGGUAUGGUGCUUCCUUUUGACAAUCCAUAGCUCAGCAGCUCCAGGAAAGCAUGCCUCCCAUGCUCUUGAUGAAGAUCGCCUCUUCAAAAAGCUCUUCAGAGGCUACAAUCGAUGGUCCCGCCCAGUUCAGAACAGCUCGGAUGUGGUGAUCAUCCGCUUUGGGCUCUCCAUUGCCCAACUGAUUGAUGUGGAUGAGAAGAAUCAGAUGAUGACGACCAAUGUCUGGCUGAAACAGGAGUGGAGUGACUACAAGCUACGUUGGAACCCAACUGAUUAUGGCAACAUCACAUCGAUCCGGGUCCCUUCAGAACUGAUCUGGAUUCCUGACAUUGUCCUCUACAACAAUGCUGAUGGGGAGUUUAUAGUGACUCACAUGACUAAGGCUCACCUGUUCUUCACUGGCACAGUGAAAUGGGCACCACCGGCCAUCUAUAAGAGCUCCUGUAGCAUUGAUGUGACUUUCUUCCCCUUUGACCAGCAGAACUGCAAAAUGAAGUUUGGCUCAUGGACCUAUGACAAGGCCAAGAUUGACCUUGAGCAGAUGGAACAGAUGGUAGAUCUGAAGGACUACUGGGAGAGUGGGGAGUGGGCCAUCAUCAAUGCUGUGGGUACCUAUAACACUAAGAAAUAUGACUGCUGUGUUGAGAUAUACCCUGACAUCACCUAUUUCUUCAUUAUCCGGAGGUUGCCUCUCUUCUAUACCAUUAACCUCAUCAUCCCAUGUCUCCUCAUCUCUUGCCUCACUGUUCUGGUGUUCUAUUUGCCAUCAGACUGUGGUGAGAAGAUCACUCUCUGUAUCUCGGUCUUGCUAUCACUCACUGUCUUCUUGCUACUCAUCACUGAGAUUAUUCCUUCCACUUCCUUGGUCAUUCCACUCAUAGGUGAGUACCUACUCUUCACCAUGAUUUUUGUCACACUGUCUAUUGUCAUCACAGUCUUUGUCCUCAAUGUCCACCACCGUUCUCCAGGAACCCACAAUAUGCCCCAUUGGGUGCGAGUUGCCUUUCUGGGCUGUAUACCCAGAUGGCUUUGGAUGAAUCGGCCCCUUCCUGUCCUAGAGUUCCAUGAUAACCCUGGCCAAAAGCUAAGUUCCACUCAUCAUUGGUUGGAUACCAAUGUAGAUGAGGAUAAGAAAAGUGAAGAAAACUGGGAAUUUUCUGGCCAUUCAUCACCAGUAAUAGAUACUCUCUAUCAUCACUGUGGCCAUCACCAUGAAUCUCCAUGUUUCAAGGCUGGAACUCAAUUGCCAGAGACUGAAUUCCUUCUACCCCCCAGCAUACAAAAAGCCCUGGAAGGUGUGCAUUAUAUUGCUGAUCAUCUGAGGACUGAAGAUGCUGAUUUUUCGGUAAAGGAAGACUGGAAGUAUGUUGCCAUGGUAAUUGACCGGAUAUUCCUUUGGAUGUUUAUCAUCAUCUGCUUCCUUGGGACUAUCGGCCUUUUUCUUCCUCCACUUCUAGCUGGCAUGAUCUAAAAGUACAAGUCCUGAUCCAAAGGUGCCAUUUAGGAUGUCUUGUAGCUUCCCUGGAUAUCUAUAUUUGCACUUGAACUAAGACAUUGGGAGAAUAGGAAAUUCUAAUUCAGUCAGCCAUUUUAGAGUCAGUAUAAUGAGGCCAUUGGUUAUUCCAUUAGAGUUAUUGAACUAAACCAUGCUGGAAUUUGUCUGCCAUGAAGCUGUUGAUUAUUUCAUUCAUUCAUUCAGCAAAUAUUGGGUGCCUACUAUAAGCACCGCAUUAUCCUACAUGUCAUUGGGAACAUAAAAAAAAAAAAAGGUAAAAUGUAGUUUUGCUCUCCAGGAGCUUACAAUCUAAUUAGGAAAAGACAAUGUACAUUAAACAGUUGAGGUAUAAUACAAGGUAUUGACUGGAUUGGGGAAAUUAAGUUCUAUAGUGGCAGCCUAGGGAUAGAAAGCCAGGCCUGAAUACAGAUGGUCCUGAGUUCAAAUGUGGCCUCAGACACUUCCUAGCUGGGUGACCCUGGGCAAGUCACUUAACCCCAGCUGCCUACCUUUGACUGCUUUUCCACCUUGGAACUGAUAGUAUAGAUUCUAAGACUGAAGGUAAGCUUUUUUUGUUCUUUUUAAGUUCUACAGUAAUGGAAGGGGUGGGAGAUUGUAACGGUAAGCAAGUAUGGUAGGGAAGACUUCAGAGAAAAGACAAAGUUGGACUUUGAAAAACUGAAAUGUUUUGCCAAGUAAAAAGAGGGAAUUCUAGAAUUGUUGGUGUAAGGAAAACAGAAAUGGAUAGACUCAUUGGUAGAACAAGCAAUGAUUAUAGGAUCAUGGAUAUAGACCUUAAAGGCCAUCCCAUAAUCUUCACUUUAUAGAUAAAGAAACAGAGGUUUAUAGAGGUAUGGAUAUGACCUAUUGAAGGUCACACAGAUAGUAACUUGCCAAAUCAAAGUUUGCAUUUAGGACCCCCAGAUCCAAUAUGUUUUACUGAAUUAUUCUGAGCCAGUAAGGAAAUAAUCCUUGCUAGAGCAAAGAGUACAUGUUGGAGAAUAAUCAGAAGCACCACUGAAAAGGUAGUUUGGGGACUCGGAACAGAGUGGCUUAUAUAUCAGUCUGAGAAAUUUGGACUUAAUCCAAUAAAAAUUUUUGAAAAAAAUGAAUGACAUGCAAAAAUCAGUGUUUUAAGAAGGUUUACCUAGUGGAAAGGCAGCACAGUGGAUAGAGAGCCAGCUUUAAAAACCAGAGGCAGUAUCUAGUCCUUUGUCCAAAUCAUAUUGGCAAAUCAUUGAUACCUUGGUCAGCUCCAUAAGACUUUAGGUUUCAGAAUAGGUGACUUAGUCUUAAAAAGCUAUCCAAGGAUGUCCAUUCUUCCCCAUUCUACCUCCUGCUUCUGGAGUGCUCACUGAUUUCAUUCAUAUUUCAUUUUUUUUCUGGUAUGUGAAUAAAGAAUCUCAAAGAAGGCUUAACUCUCACUCUCAUUUUGAGGUCAUCUUUACCUGAUAUUUUAAAAAAUUAAUUAUCAUCCAAACCCCACCAUCUUGGUAAAGUGUUUUCAUUCCUUCCCACUAUUAUUUGAUGGCAUAUCCUCCUGCUCCCUGACCUUAGUCAGCAGCAACUUCUGGUAUCCUAGUUGAGCUGACACUGAUAUCAGGAUAGGGCCACCACUCCCAAUCACUGUCUCCAUUCCAAAGACCAGAAUACCUCUCAAUAACUCUGCAGUUAUUUUACUAUCCCUUAGCCAGGAUCCAUGCCUGUCCUCUGAUCCUUCUCCUGCAGAGAAGGCAGAUACACUGAAUAUUCAAACAAAUUCAUUUCUUCCAGGAUUAUAG